This is a messenger RNA of Pantherophis guttatus, 5588 nucleotides long. RefSeq names its product NIPA magnesium transporter 1 (gene NIPA1). The record is from RefSeq and is a predicted model, not a curated record. Gene Ontology annotation, biological process: magnesium ion transport. Gene Ontology annotation, molecular function: magnesium ion transmembrane transporter activity. Gene Ontology annotation, cellular component: membrane. NCBI's taxonomy places the organism in Eukaryota, Metazoa, Chordata, Lepidosauria, Squamata, Colubridae.
GCAGAGUGCGGGCUACUUACUCACUCGCAUCGUACGCGCCGUUUGCUGACCCGCCUGUUCUUGCGAGGGACUGCCGAGAGCAGAGACUGGUCCUCUGCCCGAACUCCGUUCUCCUCCCACUUCCCUUGGCUGUCAGGGCAGAGACCCCUCGGCUUUAUUGAGGGGACUGCUGGUGCCAGAGGGCGCUGAGAUCGCAGUAGCAGCAGCAGCAGCAGCAGCGAGCAAGCAGCGCUGUGGGAGGAGUUUGUGGUUCAGGGCGGAUCCCGCAGAGCGGCUCCUGGUUGCUGGCCGGCUUAGGAGAAAGAGAAAGAAAGAGGCUGGCCGAGCAGCUGGGCGUCCUUGGUGCUGGCACCGCCGCCCGAGCAUGAGGAUGGCUGUCGGCGCAGCAGCGGCUCCAGGAGACGGGGGCUCGCCGAAUCCCGGUCCCGCUGCGGUCUCUCUGGGCUUGAGCGUGGCUGUGGUGUCCAGCCUGGUCAAUGGCUCCACGUUCGUGCUGCAGAAAAAAGGAAUCGUGCGGGCGAGAGGACGAGGGACUUCGUAUUUAACUGAUAUAGUGUGGUGGUCAGGUACUAUUGCAAUGGCGCUUGGCCAGAUUGGGAAUUUCUUAGCUUAUACUGCAGUUCCUACUGUUCUGGUGACUCCACUUGGAGCUCUUGGAGUCCCAUUCGGGUCCAUUUUAGCUUCCUAUCUACUGAAAGAAAAACUGAACAUUUUGGGCAAAUUGGGCUGCCUCCUGAGUUGCGCAGGUUCUGUUGUUCUCAUCAUUCAUUCUCCAAAGUCUGAAAGUGUCACCACUCAGGCUGAGCUUGAAGAAAAGCUUACAAAUCCAGUAUUCGUGGGUUACCUCUGUAUUGUGCUUCUCAUGCUGCUUCUACUUAUCUUUUGGAUUGCACCAGCCCAUGGACCAACUAACAUUAUGGUUUACAUCAGUAUUUGUUCAUUGUUAGGAAGUUUCACUGUGCCUAGUACAAAAGGAAUUGGACUGGCUGCUCAAGAUAUCUUUCACAAUAAUCCAUCAAGUCAAAGAGCAUUGUAUCUCUGUUUGGUUCUGUUAGCAGUACUGGGGUGUAGUAUAAUAAUUCAGUUUAGGUACAUCAAUAAGGCACUAGAAUGUUUUGAUUCCUCAGUGUUUGGUGCCAUCUAUUAUGUAGUAUUCACCACUCUUGUCUUGCUGGCCUCAGCCAUUUUGUUCAGAGAAUGGAGUAAUGUUGGUGUUGUUGACUUCUUGGGAAUGGCUUGUGGGUUCACCACUGUAUCUAUUGGAAUUGUUCUUAUACAAGUCUUCAAAGAAUUCAAUUUCAAUAUUGGUGAUUUGAAUAAGCCUAAUAUGAAGACCGAUUAAAUUCUUAAUGUUCAAGGGAAUUGGGUAAUCCAGAGAAUGAUGAUGUCUUCAAUUUUUAGGCCACAGAAAUGAUAGCCUUUAAUUUCUAAACUUUAAAUAACACCGCCUUUCAUUCCUUGCUGGAAUAUGUGAAAUGAAUUAGUGUUCUUAAAUCAAUUUCUUAGGACUAUUGUCAUGCUUUGUAUCUUAUGGUAUCAAAUGAUUUUAUAAACCUCAUAGCAAGUAGGACAAGAAUUGCAUCACCACAGAAGCUGAUGUAUUUCUUUAUCCUUAAAGAUUAUCUAUGUAGUGUAGGAUUGAAUUAUUUUGGUCUAUGAAGAACCAGGAAUCUUUUCAAAUGAUUACCCAAAAUCUUCUGGUUGUGUGAAUCAACUGUCAACAUUUGUGUUUACAACUGAGCAGGUGCCAUGAGUGAUCAAUAGCCCUUUUUAAAAAUGUAGAUACACUUCAAAUACUAGAUUGGGUUUUCUUUCUAUUUCCCUUCACAGUUAUGAUUCAGAUUUCAGUAUUUUUCCAGGUGUAUUUGAAGAUUCCACAACGGUUGCUACAGACUGUGUGUUGAUAUGGUUUGUUCUUUCUCUACCUUUGUAAUUUGGACCGAUGACAUAAUUAUGUCCAAAACUGGGGCAGUGUGUUUAUAUCUUAACAUAUAUUCUCUCAUACCAGCUCACAAAGUUGCUCACAAAUCUAAGUAAAUACAGCACUUAGUUGACAGUUACGCCUCUUGUUCACAUGAAUCACUUAAUGUAUGUCAAUAUAUUACAUUAAUUCAGGAGCUUUUACUUAAUAUAAAACAAUGUGAGGAAUGUGUUAGAUCAUAACCACUUUCUACCUUUUUUGGUAGAUCAUUUGUAAACAGCUGGAAACUACUUCAGUGCCUUUUCUAUUAUAAUAAGAUCACUUUCAUGGGGUGGUUCAUGUUCUCUAAUAUUUGGGUGUCCUCAUGCUUAUCAAUCUAACAAAGCAAAGAGACACUAAUACGAUAUUUGAAUUAUUAUGGGGUAACUUCUAUGCACUUCCAACUGGUGUUUGUUUAGAACAAAAGUAUUCUAUUAUAGUAGUAUUCAAUUAUGUUCCCUAGAAAGUUUUCCCUAACAAAUUCCAGUAAACUAUUGUGUAGCAUCCUUUUGUCAGCUUUUGAACUGGCAAUUUUAGAGGCAUUAUAAAGGAAUUUGUAAGAGGAAAGAAAAAUGUUGUUCGGUUAAGGGAAAAAUAGCUAAGUGAUUAUUCAGCAGGGCCUGGAAAUUGUUGUCACUCACUUAAAAGAACAGAGAAAAACAAUGGGGUUUCCACAAUACCAGUGUUUCUCAACCUUGGCAACCUUAAAAAGUGUGAACUUCAACUCCCAGAAUUCUGGAAGUUGAAGUCCACACGUUUUAAAGUUGUACUAAGUAUAAAAACCUCAGUAUAAAAAACUGCUAAGUUAAAAGAACAUUUUCGGAUUCAGAAACUAAGCGUUGUCUUUUUCCUAGGUAAUUUGUUAGAUUUGAUUCAAUUGUGUUUACAGGUUCUCAGUAUGACUUGAAUUAACAAUAGUGAAGUCUGUCAUAGAAAUAGCAGUUUUGUGUCAGUGUCAAAGAAAUACUAUAUAAAUAGGUACAUGAAUACUUUGCCAGAUUAGGUUUUAUUUAUUAUUCUGUAUGCCAUUUUGUUGAACUUGUAAGCAAUGCAUUACUUUUUAAAAUCACUGCAUUUGAAACUUCUGAACUCAGGAGGCAUGUGACCCAGAAAUAUUUGUGAAGGAAUGAGAAAUCAUGUGCCCAGUACAAACUCUGCCCUUAUAUACUUUGGGAUGUCAUGAUGCAAGCACAAAAUAUUGACACUUGUGUCAUUAUGUCGUGAAACACGUUAUUGUUUUGGCAUCAUCAAAGUUAGGAACAGAUUCCAACUAAUAAUGUCAUAGGUAUCAAUUUGCACCUUCAACCAUUUUUAAACAUACUUUAUCCAUUGUACAGAAUGGCUGUUUUUCUCAAUCAAUAUAAGCAAUCAGAUUUCUUUUAAAUUCUGAAAAUUGCAAAUUGGAGAUGACUUUCCAAAAUAAAACAGCUUAAUAGACAUGCCUUUUGCAUGUUAGGGAUAAAGACUGUUUGACUGUAUAUAUGUAUAGUAUAAUAUGGAUAGUAUGUAUUUUAAAAAGAUUAAAACUAAUAGCUAGUUGAACACUUGGAACAUUAAAUAUCUGAGAAUGCAUUAUAGGUGCAGCCUGAAUGGGACUUCUCAUUUUCUAUAAUGGACACCAUGGGAAGGAAAAUGUGCAUCCGAAUGCAGCUAUUCAUAAAACAUCAAUUUAACAAAGAGCAACAGGGACUAAUUCCUUUUACCACACUGUGUUGUUCCUACUAUUCAAGUUGACUUUUACGGUUUUUAUGGAUGGAUAGACAUGCUUCAGAACAAAGCAUUGGCCUAUAGUCACACACCCAUUUUUAUUUUCUGAGAAUACCUGUAAGACUACCUAUUGGACUCGGAGAAAUUUCUUUGGAAAUAAAUCAUGCUUUCUUUUAAAACAAAACACACACAUAUAGUCAGAUGGGGCAAAGAAUCUACUAAAUACCAAGGUAGGAAUCCAUAGACAGAUUGGCUUCUUCCCUCCAUUGGAAUGAUUUAAACAUUGUCAAGUUUGAACUGGACAGAUCCCUUUCACCCUGUACAUAUAUGGGGUAGAGGAAAUGCAUGCUAUAACUUCAACAUAAUGGCAGUCAAAAAAUAACUUCUGAAGUAAUCUUUAAUCAACUUUUAAUGUCCAAACACUGGUUUGGCUUGCUUAUUUAUUUAUUCAUUUAAGAAAUAUCCAUUUUAUCUUCUCCCAAAUGGUUUUAGAUAGCUUACAAGGCAGUCAUUAUUUCUAAAUGUCAUGAAAAUCUUCCUGCAAUGUGUGGCAUGUACAGAGAGGUUAGAAGAAACAUGUUAAUAUGGAAGAGAUAAAAAUGUUUGAGUCUCUCCGAUUACUUGAAGAGAGUUUUGCUUGAGUUGCAAUCCAUUCACUAGGUAUCAUGCAUAUCAAAGAAAAUUCUAAAUGCUUAUAGCAUUUUGCUCUAACAAGUUGGUAUGGGCUUUUAGCUCCUGCCCUUAAUCAGUAUUCAUAAUCAGUAUUAUUACUUGUUACUUUUUAAACAAAGUAUAGCUUGACAGUCACAUUCUAGCUUUUCAAUUUGGGUGAUUUCAGUUUUGUUUUCUUUGACAUAUUUAGGUACAUGGUUUGACUUUUCUAGAAAUUAUCACAAAUUAUACCUUAUUAUUUAUGCCACUUUUCCCUCUGUGAAGAAAUACCUAGCCUAGCACACUGUAUUAAUGCACAUUUAAAAUUGUAUACACAUUUAAAAUCUUUCAGCUGUUCUUUAUUGAUUGAGGCACUUACUAGGACAUCUUGGCUGGGAUAACUAACAUUUGUUUAGAAUGUUAAGAAGGAUGUUACUAUCCUCCAAAUAAAAGCUUCAGGGCAAACAUGUAUUUGUAAGCAGUGUUACAAUUUAGAAGUAGUUUUGGUUUAUAUGUAUAUAACAUUAAAGAAUAGAAUCUUGUUCUGACAAGUUAAAAUGUUUUAGAAAAACCAAGCUAUUACUAUUACAAAAACUUGAUCUAAAACCAUGAAACUACUAGAUGACACCUACCAGCUGCCAGCCCUAGCUAUGGCAGCAAUUAAUUGAGAAUCAAUUGACACCUUAACACAUUGCACUAAACCACAUAUAGUUAGUUUGGCUUUGGCUUCAUUUGCAUGAACUAGUCAUCAUAGCUUAUACAAUAAACUAUGGUGAAGCAAUAUGUGCCCUUGCCAUCCAAAUUUCUUUGUGCUGCUAUUACUCUUCACUAAGGCAUUACUGAUAGAGAAAACUUUUUGAUAAGGAUGACAUACAUAUUAUUUUGUGGUUUAGAAUCUUGGUUUUGACUUUGAUGCCUUUUAAGUUGAGACAGCCUUAUAGCUAAAUUCCAGAAAGUUGUAAUGUAUAUAUUAGCAUUCCAUGUAACUUGUAUCUGUAGCUUCUAACUUUUUAGAUGAUACAUAUAGAAAUACUUAUUUUUGCUACUUAUUUUAACAAAUAGUAUUCUUUUUUCCCUUUUAAUUCUCUCUAGAAUAGUCAUCAAUAAUGAUGAUGUUAGCACUGGACCUUACUUCCAUUUCCUGAUUUUUUUAAUGUAUCUUUUUUUGUUAAUAUUUUGCUAUGUUUUUUUUAAGAUGCAGUGAUUAAAUUAUUAUAAUUUUAGGUAUGGUAUGCCAUACUGGGCAAUAAAUGUGCUGGUAUCUCUUGAA